AUGUCUUCUCUCCAAACAGAACCACUUCACAUGCUGGACGUCGCGGACCACAUCUCUCUGUUGCCCAGCAGCCCUCUUACUCCACCUGAAGACAAGCAACCAGACGCUUUGUAUGUCGAUGUAAACACCUCCGACCAUGAUGAAGAUCAGCCAAUAAAUUAUUCGCAAUAUGUAUCUCAAGGCAAGGGUCUCACAUCCGUAGCAAGUAUCAGUCAGGACGGCCGAAUUUCUGUACGCUUCGAUCUGAAGGACACGGAUUCGAUUCCGGAUAUCUCUCGCAAUCUCACCGACGUUGAGGAAUUCGCGGUCGACCAGGAGUGGAGGGACUACCCCAGCAUGAGCAUCGUGAUUAUGAUUGUUGGAAGCCGAGGUGACGUUCAACCUUACGUCGCCCUCGGACAGCAAUUGGCGAAAGACGGACACCGAGUGCGGAUUGCGACGCACGAAACAUUUUGGUCUUUCGUUGGCGAUGCUGGCUUGGAGUUCUUCAACAUUGGUGGAAACCCACAGGAUUUAAUGAGUUAUAUGGUGAAAAAUCCUGGUUUAGUUCCGGGAAUCGAAUCCCUCACCAAUGGCGAUAUCAAGAACAAGAGGAAGAUGCUCACAGAGAUGAUUAAAGGGUGUUGGCUGUCAUGUCAUUCUCCAUGUCCAGAGACAGGACGUGCUUUUGCAGCGGACGCCAUCAUAUCAAACCCUCCGGCAUUCGCUCAUAUCCACUGCGCGGAGGCACUUGGGAUACCGCUUCUCAUGAGCUUUACGAUGCCCUGGUCUCCUACAACUUCCUUUGCCCAUCCCCUAGUCAACAUCACGAACUCGAACGCUGGCAGCAGCCUCAGCAACUACCUAAGCUAUGUUGCAGCUGACCUCUUGACAUGGCAAGGGAUUGGCGAUAUCAUCAACACUUUUCGUACGAAGACACUGGGUCUUUCCCCGUUGACUCUCCGUUCCGGCCCAGACUUUGUUGACAGGACGAAAGUACCGUGGACGUAUUGCAUGAGCCCAGCCCUAGUUCCGAAGCCGCUCGAUUGGAAGAAUCACAUCGACGUCGUUGGCUUUUACUUCCUCGACUUAGCAUCUAAGUUCCAGCCAGCGCCCGAGUUAGCAGCUUUCUUGGAGGCAGGAGAGCCGCCUGUGUACAUUGGUUUUGGCUCCGUCGUCGUGGACGAUCCUGCAGCAAUGUCACAUAUCAUCUUCGAGGCCACCAAGCAAGCGGGUGUCAGAGCGUUGGUCUCAGCCGGAUGGGGCGGCUUGGGAGGAGUUUCUGUCCCAUCGCACAUCUUCAUGUUGGGCAACGUGCCUCAUGACUGGCUUUUUGACAACGAGCGUGUCUCUGCAGUUGUUCAUCACGGGGGAGCAGGUACUACUGCAAUUGGGUUGGCAAAGGGCCGUCCGACUAUUGUUGUACCGUUCUUUGGAGAUCAGGGUUUCUGGGGGAGCAUGAUUCACAAAGCGGGUGCUGGCCCGAAACCUAUCCAUCACAGAGAGUUAUCCAUCUCGAAGCUUACCGAGGCUAUCAAGUUUGCCACUAGCCCUCCAGCAAAGUCGGCUGCGAAGCAGCUUGCCCAGAAGAUCCGUGAUGAGGAUGGUGUCCGGAAAGGAGUAGAAAGUUUCUACAAACAUCUCCCGCUGCUCAAUAUGAGAUGCGACCUGGACCCUUCCCGGUUGGCGGUAUGGUGGUCAACGGAACAUUGCUUGAAACUUAGUGCUUUCGCUGCUCAAGCGCUCUCGGAUGCCAAGAUGCUCGACUUACGCUCCUUAACCUUACAUCGACCUAAGGAAUAUAGGACUCGCACGAAACCGGUCGAAUCGUUGAUCAGCAUGGGCUCCAACCUUUUCUGGUAUCUGACCAAUUCUGUUUGCUCGACCCCUCUGAAACCUAUAAAGAGUCCAAAAUCUGUUCCUGGACCUCUCCCAUCUCAUCCGUCGCAUGGAAUAAUGUCAGCGGUGGCGUUGAUGCAUGAGGGUUUAACGAAUCCCACUGGAAAACAAAGGCCACCAACUAGAACCUCGGAAGAUUCUGUCGUGGAAAACGUCAGCAAAGGAAAGGAAAAGAGAGCCUCCUUGCCAACUACUCCGACAAAAGAAUCAGAGCGCACACACACACGAAAAGAGUUCCUCGUGUCUACUCUCAAAGACGCGGCUGUAAAAAUAAUACAUAACGCAAAGAAACCACCUCAUCUCGACUUCGUCUCUUUGCCAGUCCAUAGAGGUGCAUGGAAGAGCGUGCAAUCCUCCGCCGGCAAGGACUACGAACACCGACCCCGUCUAACACGAAUUGCGGCUGGCCGAGAGGACGUGCGCAAAAGUACUGCUUCGCAACGCGCACACAUUAUCAGGCGCUUUGAGGAGGAGAGUUGCCAAACUCCACAUAGACAGAAGCUGUACCAAGACGCCAUCCGGCGUGCUGUGAAGGAUGGGAUGGAAAUUGAUGUGUCGAGGGCGAACGGCGGCUAUAGUUCUUCGCGUUCCUCCGGAGACCUACCAGACGCGCCUCCUGCGAGUAGGGCAACGACCAUGGCGAUGCCUAGUGCUAGCGGGGACACCGGGAAUACAACAACAUCCGUCUCGGGUUCUCCAUUGGUCACUCCACUGAAGACAUAG
This is a messenger RNA of Cyclocybe aegerita, 2601 nucleotides long. NCBI's taxonomy places the organism in Eukaryota, Fungi, Basidiomycota, Agaricomycetes, Agaricales, Hemipholiotaceae. The record is from the annotation of a GenBank genome assembly.